Molecule: messenger RNA, 3849 nt
Organism: Colius striatus (speckled mousebird)
Lineage: Eukaryota; Metazoa; Chordata; Aves; Coliiformes; Coliidae
Gene: VWA3B
Product: von Willebrand factor A domain containing 3B
Source: RefSeq, a predicted model, not a curated record
AUGACCGGCAAUCCAUCUAAGAGACUUGCCUGGAGUGACUCAAGUGCAUUUGACUCAAAGCACAGACAAGAUCCUGAAGAUUUCCAUGAGACUCACAAGAUGAAAUCAAAAGAGAAGGAAAGGAGACAGGCAGUCAGUCAGUGGGACAUGGAUGUACAACCCCUUGUUUCGUCUUCAAAAUGGCUCCAACUUCAUGGACUCAAAAGAAACAAAUUGUCCCUAUCUCAGAUUUUGUCACAGAUCGGAUUCCAGCACAGGAAAGAUUAUGUGAGCACCUUGGGGAAACUUGUGGCUUCUCGGUAUGCAGAUGGUCUGUUCCCUCAAUACAAGAGAGUACAAGAUGGCAGUGUCUACAAUCUGACAGCCAAAAAAGAACUGAUUCUUCAUUUUGUGGAUUGUCUAAUGGGAGCUAUUGAGCUAUAUAAGCAGCGAAUGGAAUGGUUAACCAGUGAGAGCCGGCAGAUAUUUGGAGUGAUUCAAGAACGGUGCAUUGUCAUUGUUUUGGAUUUUGGCACUGUGAUUCCAGCUGAAUUUGAUCUGUGUCGGGAUGCACUUUCUAUGGUACUUGAGGAACAGGUGACCCAAAUUGCCAGAUUCAACCUCAUACGAUCUGCUCAGGAUCUUAUAAAGUGGCAACAGAAAUCUACUCCUGUGUCUGAGCAUACUGUAAAGUCUGCUGUUACGUGGCUCUGGAAGCUGGACCAUAUGACAGCUGCCAGCCAUACCAAGUCUGCUGAGGCCCUGCUGGAAGCCAUGAGUGAUGAGACGGUAGAAGCUGUUUAUUACUUUGCUGUGGGUGAUGUUCCAGCGGAAACAAAGCAGCUACUCCUUGAGACGGUUACUGAUGGUCCCUGUCCAGUCAACACUGUAUCUUUCAAUGCUAGGGAAGAUGAAACUAUUAUUUUUCUGAAAGAGUUGAGCCGCUUGGCCUCUGGCAGAUUCCAUGCUUUUGUUGAGAAUGGCUAUAGAGAUGCUACUGGACCUGCACUAAAAUGUGAUCAGGAUGGAAAAGGUCUAAUUGCCCUGAAUUCCAGAAAAGUGAAAGGACGAAUGCCACUGGUAGCUGGUGUCCGUGAAGAUGUCUUUUUGAUCUGGAAUGAGUUGGAGGAGGCCAGGAGUACUGUGAGACAAGUUCAGAAAAUUUUAUCAGAAUCUGACCAGCCUGCUUCUCAAGAUGUGACCAAAGCAGAUCAUCCAUUAGAAAAGCAUACAUAUGACAAAUAUUUGACCUCUGAGAAGUGGUUGCAGAAGUAUGGCCUGAAAGCUCAGAAGCUCACACUGUAUGAUGCACUUGCUGAUUGUACUUUUCGUCAUGCAGAUGGAAUUGUGGACAUAAAAACUAAACCAGAGGAUGAAUCUUCACAAACUGAUGCUGAGACAAAGAGGAAGAUAAUUCAUGCAAAAUACUGUGACAAGUUUGUACAUGCUUUCUGGAAAGAUGGAUCUAUAGUUCAUGUACAUGUUAGUACAGAAAAGUGUAAGCAGUACCAAGAGAAAAUGAAGACUGCUCUCACACAAAUGCAAGGCAGGAUUAAGUGGCUUCAAGAAGGAAGCAGAGGCCUCUUUGGGAACGUGUUUGAAGAUGAUGUCUAUAUACUUAUUGAUACCUCCCAAUCUAUGAAGGACAAGCUGCCACUGGUGAAGGAGAAAAUAUUUCAGCUCAUGCAGGAACAACUGAGACACAAAAAGAGAUUUAACUUUGUGAAAUUUAGUGCCCAAGCAGUUGCGUGGCAAGAGAAACUUGCUGAAGUUAAUGAGGAAAACUUUCAAGAUGCUUGUCUAUGGAUAAAAGGGCUUGAGGUUGGUAGUUCCACAAAUACACUCAAAGCUCUUCAGAUUGCUCUUGCUGAUACUGACACUCAAGCUAUUUAUCUCUUGACUGAUGGGAGACCUGACCAGCCCCCACAAAUAAUUUUGUCUCAAGUCCAGCUUCAUUGUAAAAUUCCCAUCCAUACUGUAUCCUUCAACUGUGAUGAUAGAGAAGCUAAUAAAUUUUUGUAUGAACUGUCUACUCGAACAGAGGGACGCUUUCAUUAUUACAACAUUUCUCUGAUGGAUCCUGACGCUGCAGAGUUUGUUGCUAGUGAAGAUAUACGUCUUUUGAAAAAAGAGAUUGAACAAGGAGAAAGAGACCUAGAGAGAGUGAAGACCUUUCAUGACCAAUGCCUGAUGAUGGAUUGUCAUAAUGGAGAAAAUGAUCGAGAGCAGAACAGCAGGUGGUGUUGUGCCUCAGAAGAGCCAGCACCGACACCACAACAGCACAUUUGGCAAACCACUGCUGACAGUCCAGCCCGAAGGAAGAAGGCAUUAUAUGCAGAGCAAACAAAGACAAGUCUGCUGCGAAUCCUGAGCCAUAGUGUGAAAUCUAGGGAAGAAAGCCCAGAGGAUGGAACAUCUCCUGAAAAAUCUCUCUUGAAUUUUUCUGUCAAAAGGAGUGUGAAAUGUACAACUACUUCCAAAGGCAAGUUGGCAGAACAGGAAGCUCUAGGUGGGGCAGAUGAUAAAGUUUCUCUUGCUGUGUUUGUAACUGUGAAAAAGACAUCUAAAAGUUCUCUAGAUAUGUCUUCAGCUCUUUGGUUAAAGACCCAUGGCUUGGUUGCUAAGCGACUCACCAUCAUGGAUGCCUUAGCUCCUACAACUGUCCCUCGUAGUACCAAGUACAUCCCAGUUCUGGACAAGCAUGUAGUUUCUAAAGUAUUUGAUGAGAUGUUUCGACUGGCCCACGUUAGUAACAACAAGAAAUGGAUCACACUAAUUAAUCCUCAGGCGGUGAAUCUUGAUGCCUAUAAAGAGAAGCUGGAACAAGCAAUUAAAUCCUAUGAAAGGCGUCUAAACCUAGUUGUUUGGAGGGCACUGUCUCAGGAGGAGAGAGACAAAUUUCAAGAGGAUGGGCCAGUCCAAUACAUGCAACAUAAGGAAGCUUUGCUGGAGUCUUUAGAGAAUUUGGGAUGGCCAAUUUCCUAUGAAGAUAUAAUGUUGUUAGAAGAUGAGAUACUGACAGCAUUAACAUAUAUACAGCAAGCAUCUGAUCUUCAGGAAGCUGUCAAAAAGGAAACUCAGAAAAGCUCAGAAUCACACAUAGGCAGCAAUAAAAAGAGAUUUGAAGAAGAAACAGUAAAGUCAAAGUCUAAAAAAACCAAAAAAGGCCAAGUAUUUGUGACUCACAAAAGCCAAAAGGUGAUUGCAAGAUCGGAUGUCACAGGAUUUUAUUAUCCAGGAACUGUGAUAAAGAAUAUCAGUUCUACCCAUGUACAUGUUGACUUCAGCAAUGGGGAAGCCUGGACUGUACCUCUGAAGUUUGCUAUACCUGUGGGAGGUGCUAUGCCAUGCCCACAUCUGCAGGUUGGAGACUAUGUGUUUGCCAGAACUAGGACACAGACAGAAAAUGAGUAUUACGUGCCGGCCAUUGUCAUAGCAGCACCAAAGAGAGUGGAAACAAGUGACAAACUCUACACAGUUCUAAUGUUCAACAACAGGAAGGAACACUGUGUAAGAAGUGGGCUUAUUAAAAUCAGCCAAGCAAAGUAUGCCUUUUCCUGUCAGUACAUAAGAAUGGUGCAGAUGGGGGAUUAUAUGGUCCUGGACAAAGAGACCACAAAGCCCUAUUUUCACUCAUUUGUGGAAGAUGAAGGAGGAGAAGAAGCAAAGAAAAGUACUGUGAAAGAAGAGAGAGGGAAAAAGAAAAAAAAGAGGACAGGGGUAGAAAAAAGACAUCCUAGGGAGAGGAUAUUGGACUCUGAUGAUUAGUUUCUCUCCAGAAGUGAAGUAAAACAGAGAGGGAGAAAUUCAUUGCCUGACAAUGACGAAGUUGGAGGUAAAGAUGGAGCUCUGGAAGAUUAUAAAUCUUAG